Molecule: messenger RNA, 1251 nt
Organism: Sander lucioperca (pikeperch)
Lineage: Eukaryota; Metazoa; Chordata; Actinopteri; Perciformes; Percidae
Exons: 7
Coding region: 243-911 (222 amino acids)
Biological process (GO): phospholipid biosynthetic process
Cellular component (GO): membrane
Molecular function (GO): phosphotransferase activity, for other substituted phosphate groups
Source: RefSeq, a predicted model, not a curated record
AGAAGAAGACGAACCGGGCUCGUUCUUUUAAUACAUCCAUGCGUGACACUAUGGAUGUAGAGACCUACACAGGGAUAAAAGCAUGAUGUAGAGACCUACACAGGGAUAAAAGCAUGAAUAUAUCCAUGGCUGUACGACAACUGCGCGUGUUUUGAUAGCUAGAUAGGUCGGCUUCUAAAGCGGGUUGCAUCCUCUUUUUUUUCCGGGAUUAGGCGCCACUGUACCGCUCAUAUUGAUCGGAGAUGGGACUCCAAGUUCUGCUGUGGUGGCCGAAUAUUAUCGGAUACAUUAGGAUUGGCCUUGUGUUUGCUGCAUGGGCUGCCUAUAAGACACCAGCAAUCUUUGUCUCUCUUUACUCAAUCUCCAUAGCACUAGAUGGAGUGGACGGCUGGCUGGCAAGGAGGCUGGGUCAGACUUCCAGGUUUGGAGCCUGGCUGGAUGUAGUGGUGGACAACCUGGGCAGAGGCAUGCUAUGGAGCCUGCUGUUCAAGUGGGGUUGGCUGGUGUCUGCCUUGGAGUGGUGCGUGUUUGUGUGUAACCACAAUGCCAGAGGUGACCACUGGAAGAACAGUUUCAUCACCAGCCCUCGAUUCAUACAAGCCAUCAUGGCAAACGGGUUUCGGACACCUCUUGGCACAUGGGUGGUGAGUGGGCUGCACUGCCUCCCCCUGUGGCUGUAUGGGUAUCAGUGGGGCUUACUAUCCCACUGGCUGUAUCUGCCUCCCUGGAUCCAGGCUUUGGGGACCCUGUUGCUGGCUGCAGGCCGCCUGCUGGCUCUAUCAGUGGAGAUAUGGUGUAUAUGGACACACAUCGAAUACCUCACCAAUGAUGAGCCGGAAGAGAAAAAAGAACUGAAAGCCACUGGGCAAUCUAGAAAAGGUCAUCCAUGCUGUCAUCUCCUCCAGACUUGACUAUUGCCGCACGCUUUAUCUGGUGUCAGCAGGUGAAACAUCCAAAGACUUCUACAAAACACUGCUGCCAGGCUUUUAACCCGUUCUGAGAUAAGCAACCACAUCACACCAAUUCUUGCUGUCUGUCCUUCAUUGGUUACCUGUAAGGUUUAGAAUUGAUUUUAAGAUAUAACUGCUUGUUUUUAAAGCCGUACAUUGCCAGGCUCCUGUCUGUGCUCUGCUAACUCCCCAUAAGCCUGAUUGCUGCUUGAGAUCCUCUAGCAGGGCCCUAAUGAUUCCUAAAUCCCAAUUUAUUAUUAUUUAUUAGGUUUGAUGUUCCUCACCUCUUUUUUUAAAAAUC